Messenger RNA from Danio aesculapii, 5421 nucleotides. RefSeq names its product protocadherin Fat 4. Gene Ontology annotation, molecular function: calcium ion binding; cadherin binding. The transcript has 30 exons. NCBI's taxonomy places the organism in Eukaryota, Metazoa, Chordata, Actinopteri, Cypriniformes, Danionidae. The coding region runs from base 66 to 4805 and encodes 1579 amino acids. Gene Ontology annotation, biological process: homophilic cell-cell adhesion. The record is from RefSeq and is a predicted model, not a curated record. Gene Ontology annotation, cellular component: plasma membrane; catenin complex.
AUAAGCACUCUCUUCACCGUCAGCAGGCAGAACACAGGCAGCAUUGACUGUGAGUUACGGGAAAGAUGGCCUUAUAUUAUAUUUUAUUUAUUUUAGUCUGUCUGCAUGUUCACAGCGCAAGAAGCAGUCCCGUUUCUACAGAGAUAAACUGUGUAAGCGGCACUGGAAGUGAUUUCAAUAUAGGCAGCAUUUUGGAGGGAUAUGAAGGAGAUAUAGAGGUAAUUUCUAAUAUCAGGCCUGAAGAUCGGCUGAAACUGGAGUCACAUCGAUUUCCUGUCGGUGUGGAAUUUCUGGAGCUGGUUUAUUCUGAUGGAGAAUCGACCGCUACUGUACGGACAACUAAACCACUGGACGCUGAUGAAAUAAAGCAGUAUGGAGGGAAUUUGUAUUAUUCAGUCACCUGCCAAAACACACUGAUGAGAAACAACAGAGUACUUUUAGUUGAGGACAUCAAUGACAACCCUCCGAUCUUCGAGAGCAAAACAUACAAUACCGCAAUUUCAGAAACAACGCCUGUGGGUUCAGAUGUGAUCAGGGUAAUAGCUAAUGAUGCAGAUGCUUCUCCAGAAAACAACAGAAUUUCAUAUUCUAUACUGCCUCCAGCACCAGCUGACUUUGAAAUGAGAAAUGACGGAAACAUCAGAUUAUUGAAUCCCCUGAACUACAACAACUUUCAGCAGUACGCCUUCACCGUGGAAGCUCAAGAUUCAGGAGGACUCAGUGACACCACAACCGUUACAAUAACCAUUGAAGACUAUGACAAUCUAAACCCUUAUUUUGAUCACAGUCUCUACAAGGCAACCAUUGAGGAAAAUCAGAUCGGACAUUUUUCAGACGUCACUCCUGAGGCUAUAAAAGCUCAAGAUGGCGACACAGGCAUCAACACGCCUGUAGUUUACAGCCUAACAACAGUUCUUCCAAACGAAUAUCAGAGCAACUUUGAUAUCAACCCAAACAGUGGAGUCAUUUCUGUGGCAAAAGCACUGGACAGAGAGGAGAUUGACCAGAUAACCCUGUACAUACAGGCAGCUCAGCAGGAUGAUGCCAGUAAGACGGCCAAUGCAGUGGUAUCUGUUAUUAUUGAGGAUGUGGAUGACAACUCACCUAAAUUUGACCAGGAUGAGUACAUCAUAUCUAUUCCAGAAAAUUCUCCUAAGGACCAGUUUGUGCUUCAGACAAUAGUCACUGACCUCGACCUGGGAGGAUUUGUGGGAACGUUACGAAUCAUUCCAGACUCUGUCCCAUUUUCCAUUAAUCCUGAUGGAAGAAUUCUGGUGAAAAGUUCUGAAGAUCUAGACAGAGAGACUACAGCCAGCUUCAGCUUUCAAGUUGAAGCACAAGAAAACCCUCCUUCCACCAACAAAGAAACAGCAGAUGUGACCAUUUUCUUGCUGGACGAGAACGACAACAGUCCACAGUUUACAGAUUCAGAAUAUGAGGGCAAAGUUUACGCCGACCAGACUGUUGGAAUGGAGGUUGUCAAGGUUGAAGCAACAGACCUGGAUGAAGGUCCAAAUGCAGAAAUCAGUUAUUUCAUUGAGUUUGGAAAUGAAAAAGGCUUUUUUGGCCUUAAUGAGAAAGAUGGGGCGAUUACUCUAGUACAACUAAUCCCAUUGGUGGAAAAUGAAAUCCUUGAGUUUGCACUCUACAUCACUGCAAGAGAUGGAGGCGCUAUAAGCAGGUCAACCCCUGCAAUGGUGCAUAUCAAGGCACCCGGAGAUUCUCAUCCUCAAUUCCUUCAGAAGACCUACCAGGGACAAGUAGAGGAAAAUCGAGAAGAUGCAGAGAUUGUGAAGGUUGACUUCCUAUCUAUUGAUCCUAUUGUACUAGUUACCUUAACAGUUGAGACUGAAGGUGACAAAUUUUCCAUAAACAAAGAUACAAGAGUUCUGUAUACCAAAGUCAAACUAGACUUUGAGGAGAAGAGCAGCUACACUGUGUUGCUUUCAAUAUCGGAUGGGACCAACCGGGAUGAGGCAUCCGUCCUGGUUGAAGUGCUGGACAUCAAUGACAACAGUCCAGAGUUUGAAGAUCACCCGCCUACUGUCUCCGUUUCAGAGAAUCACAUUGUUGGGGAAGAUGUAGCAUCAGUAAAAGCUACAGACGCAGAUGCAGGAUUUAAUGCUGAAGUCCAGUACACUCUCCUGGGAGGUGCUGGGAGGUUUAAUAUUGAUCAAGAAACAGGAGUGAUAACUCUAGCAGCUCCUCUGGACAGAGAAACCCAAGACGAGUAUCAUUUAGUGAUCACCGCCCAAGAUCAGGGUCGUCCAUCACUUUCCACCACCACUGAUCUGGGCAUCACCGUGACUGACAUCAACGACAAUUCUCCCAUAUUUUCCAAACAGCAGUAUGAGACCACAGUGUUCGAGGAUGCUGAAGUAGGAGCAGACGUGGUAGUCGUCAUGGCAACAGAUAAAGAUGAUGGUCUAAAUGCUGUUGUGAGCUAUCACAUUGUCAAUCAGCAGCCACCUUCAGACACGCCUGUAUUCAACAUUGAUUCUGAUUCUGGUUCUAUAACCCUAGCUGAAAAGUUGGAUUAUGGUAAAGCCAAGCGGUAUACUCUAGAUGUAGAGGGACGAGAUGGAGGAAGCCCUUCUCUUACAGGCAGUGCUGUUGUUAUAGUGUGGGUGGAGGAUGUGAAUGAUAAACCUCCUGUGUUCAGUAAGGACGAGUAUGAUGUGUCCGUCUAUGAAAACCUUGUGGGUGGAACUGCUCUGGUAUCUCUGGAGGUUACAGAUGAGGACAAGGAUGGGUUCUCUAAGGGUCACUUUAUUAUGGAUGCCGAUUACUUCGUUAUCAAUAGUCAAGGAGUUAUAUCACUCGGAAGAGAUGCCACCUUGGAUAGAGAAACUAAUGACCAUUACACACUGGAGGUAAUCGCCGUAGACCAGCUUGUCGAUGGUUUAAGCUCCACAGCUCAGGUCAUCAUCACUGUCCUGGACAUCAACGACAACAACCCACAAUUCCUUCCUCUGCCAGAGCCCAUUGAGAUUCAGGAAGGCAAAUACACUCAGUCAUCACCUGGGGAGGUGUGCAAAAUUUCAGCCACAGAUGCUGAUAUUGGAGAUAAUGGACUUGUCACCUUCUUUACUUCUUCUUACAGCAAAUUCUUCAGUUGCAGUGAUGAUGGGACUCUACAAGCUAUCAGUGAGUUAGAUCGGGAGAAGCAAGAUGUCUAUGAUGUGGUCAUCACUGCUGUGGAUCAUGGGAUACCACAGUUAAAUAAUAUGACCACAGUGAGAGUCAGCAUCACAGAUGUCAAUGACAAUGCUCCAGUCUUCAGCUCAGAGACUUACAGCAGAAGUAUUCUGAUUAGAGACGCAAAGGUUGGAGAGCUGCUGCUGACAGUCUCUGCCACAGAUAGAGAUGCUGGAGACAAUGCACUUAUUACCUACAGUUUCUCUGAAGUCUCUUCCGUGGUUGAACUGGAUGCUGAAACAGGAGACAUCACUUUGACCUCUGACCUUAGUGAAGUCACAGAAGACACACUGCUAACCCUUAGUGUUAUAGCAACAGAUCAUGGAACACCACCACUAUCUGAUGAAGCUGAAGUCUUGAUCCACUUCAAAAUUGCUUCUCUCACUGAGAGUGUGUCUUUUGAAAGUUCCUCCUACGACUUUGCAAUCAAGGAGAAUGAACCCGAGUCCACAAUAAUAGGCACAGUCAAGGCAUUAACAGGGAGUCCACUCGUUACAGUCAACUAUAACAUGAAGUCACAUGAGGACGUCUUCUCUGUGGAUGCUGAGGGAACCAUAAAAGCUCUAAAAUCACUUAACAAGGAGGACGUGGAGUGGUACAUCCUCACCGUAGAGGCUAUAGACUCCAGAACUCCUCCAAAUACUGCAGAGACAACGGUCAGUGUUCAGGUUGAGAAUGUGAAUGAGGCUCCUGAGUUUGAUGCUGAAAAAUAUACCGCUGAAAUUUUCAAUAUUGCUCCAUACAAAUUCCCUAUAGUGAAAGUCCAGGCAACAGACCCUGAUGUGGACGAGAGCUCGAAACUGCAGUAUUCGCUGGUGAAGCCCACUACUGUGGUGGAUGUUGAAACAAGCACCGGUCAGCUCUACGUUCUGGAUGCGUCCAGCAUUGUAGACCCUCUGGUCACCUAUGAGGUUAAAGCCACUGAUAAACAUGGACUUUUUACGACAACAACAGUAGAGAUCACAGUGAAAAAAAGUGCAAGUGACAACGUUGUGGUCAUCUCCUUAAACCAGCCUGUGUUCACUGUGGAGAAGAUGAUAGCGGAAAUUGAAGAUUCCAUGAAGACAACUUUAGGCUGGACUGUAAAAAUCCUCAGUGUGACAGCUGAGGGUGGGAAUGAGAUGCGCACCAUUUCUCGAGAGUCUACAGCCAAAACUCACAUCAGAUUUAUUGCAAUGGACUCCAGUGGCGGCAUCAUCGAAGCAGAGAAGAUCAAAGAGAAACUGAAGAGCAGUCUCGACCAAUUGACUGUGGAGUUGGAGAAAGUGUUUGGAUCUGAUGUGCAAAUCACAGUGGAGGAAGGUUCUGGAGGGUCAGGAGGUCCCGGAGCCUCAAAUGAUGUAACCGUCAUCGCUCUCGGUGUCCUGCUGGGGCUGAGCUUUGUGGCAUUUAUCACAAUGAUGUCCGUCUAUAUCGUUAGGGUAAAGAAAAUGAAGAAAGACACCGAUUCUGACCGCGAGAGCUUCAAUAUCGGAAAACACUAUAAGCCUAGUCUUGACAACAGUUUUAACUUUUCCAAUAAAAACGAAGCAGGCAAAGAGGUCAAGUUUAGCAACACUGAAAAUGACACAGAUACGAAAGGCAGAAGCAGCGUCUCUGCUUUCUGAAAGGAAAGAAAAACCCUGAUGCAUUAAAGCUCCUCAAGAGUUUGCAGAUGAACUGUGACAAGAAAAUUACGCCUCAUUCUUCAUCCUCCACUUGGUUCAAACCUCUGACUCUCUUUUUUCUGUUGAACACAAACAAAAUACUUAAAAUUGACUUCUAUUGUAUUUUUUGUUCCUACUAUAGAUGUCAACGGCUGCUUUUCCCCAACAUCGCUCAGAAUAUCUUGUCUUGUAAUCCAAUAAUGCAUUCCAACAAGAUAUAGUCAGAUUACCCAGUUCUUGUUAAAUAUUUCCACAAACAUAUUUAUAUUUUGAGUGAUGCAGCAUUAGUGAAUCAAGUGUGUUUGGAGUCUUAUAUAAUAUUUUUGGAACAGAGCAAAUACUCCAUCUUCUUUGUACUGAUGUUUUCCAUAUUCUUUGUACACUAAGCUGCCAUGCAUUGUAAUUAUUAACAUUUAUUGUCUUUUACAGACGUCCCAGAACCUGCUUACAGAUAACAGUAGGCUUUUGCACUUUAAACAUCUCAGAUAUGAUUGUGUAUCAAAACCGCAUCUGAAUUGUAUUUUUGAUGAUGUAAAUAUCCAUCAGAAUGAUUAAACUUUUUAAAAACGUUUCUUAA